AAACCUUGAAAGACUGAAACAACUCACAUACAUGCAUGUAGAUGAUAGGAGAAGAGUAGUUUUCAUAUGGUUCAUGUGCCAUUGUUGCAUCAUCUUCUUUGUCUCACUCUACCAACUUGUACCAGGUAAUUCCCAAAUAGUACACAGUAAACCAACCCCCACUUCCAUCCCUUACCUUUCAUUUUCUCUCUCCUCCCUCUUCUUCUCUCUACAACUGUGAUGAUUCCCCUUACUAUUUAUUCAUGCAUUCUCAUCCCACACUCAUAGCCCACUUCUCUUGUGCAUUCUGUGUUGGACUCACCUCAACUUUACUUGGGUUUCUCUCUCUAUAACUCUACUCUCUCUCUUCUCUCUAUCCUGUUCUUGUUGGAAUCACUUCAAGUUUCAGAGCGUCAUUUGGGUCUCUUUCUUUCUCUCUCUGUCCUCACAUAAAGCUCUCUGUCCUCACAUAAAGCUCAGCUCAAUUGAGUCUCCUCUCUCUCUUUCCUCCCUCCAAGGUUCAGUGCCAGUUUGAGUCUCUCUCUCUCUCUCUCUCUCUCUCUCUGCCAUUCGAGUGUCACUCACUCUAUCUCGAACUUGUUGUUAUAAUUUUUAAUCAAUAUUCUCUAAAUCAAUAUUCUCUAGAUUGACAGCCAUUGUGUAAAGGACUUCCCUCUCAUUUCAUAUGCAGCUGUAUUGAAAGUUUUUUUUUCUUCCAAGAACUACCUUAAGAAGAAGGUUGAAUUUCUCUUGCUUAUAUUAUUGUACUGAAGCAUGUAACUUUUUUGGCUAGUUGUUAGCUUCUGCUGCUUUAUGUUGUGUUUCCUCUUCCGAGCUUCCCCGAUAACUCUUGGGUAAUAAUGCUCAUUAUCCAUAUUUUUUAUCAGUGACUUGUAAUGGGUUCUCGCCAAUUGAUCUUUGCACUUCCUUUUGAUCUCUUUUAAAGCCAUUUUAUUUACUUUUUGCUGUUAGUUUUGACGGGUUUCAAAAAAAUAUGUAAAAUCUGCAUCAGUUUGCAAAUGUUUAAGGGUCUGUUCUGUUCACCAGUAUUCGGAUCUUAAGAUUUUUCGAUGGGGAAAAUGAAUUCGAGCCCUUAAGUUUGUGGUUGUUGAUCUACUGGGAGAUUUUAAAAAAGUUUUUGAGUGAAAAGAAAAACAGAAGGGCUUAUGGAUCUCUGUGGAAAGUUUUUUCGUUAGAUGAUAUUAGAUAAAAUGGAGGUUUUUUCCUAAUCGGAGUACCUGAUACUUUUUUUAUGGAAUUCAAGGAAGAAAGAUUUUAGGCUCAAUUCAUUCUAUUUUUUUUGAAACUGGAUCAGUUCAUAUUUAAUUUUCCAUAUAUAUAUAUAUAUAUAUAUAGUAUUUUUUUUUUAAUUUGGCUGUGAGUCCUAAUCCAUUCUUUCAUUGCUCAGUGUAGCAUUCCUUUUUUUAUUUUCCUGAUAAAAAAAUUUUAACUGACUUUUUGAUGAUUUGUAAUGUAGUCUUCGAAACUGUAGAGAGUUUACCCCUGGAACAACUUGAAGUUCCGAUUUUGAAAAUUAAUACAUCUGAAUGAUUCAUCUGUGUCAGUAAAUUUUUCAAUGAUAAAAGCUUCCAGUGUAGUUUCUGAUAGGUGUUCAGAUACUCAAGAGUAGGUUUGGCGCCUGAUGGAUCCGAUGCAGAUUUAGAUAGUAUGGUAAUGAAGCUCGACUUCCAUAAAGCUUAUCUCUCAGUGUUUUUGUGUUGCCAUUUCCCCCUGUCCAUUGAAAUAAAAGUGUUUUUGAAAAUUCAGUCCUUCCUCUUGUUCUACUUUUGAAAUCUUGUAUAUCGUACAUACCCAUUUUAGUUUUUUCUGUAAAUUGGCCAUGGAGGAGACAUUUGUUCCAUUCCGUGGCAUUAAGAACGAUCUUUCUGGGAGGUUGCUUUGUUACAAGCAAGACUGGACUAGUGGUUUCCAGGCUGGAAUCAGGAUCCUCGCUCCCACAACUUACAUAUUUUUUGCAUCAGCAAUUCCAGUCAUUUCAUUUGGGGAGCAGCUGGAGAGAAACACAAAUGGUAUUAUAACCGCAGUUCAAACUUUGGCAUCAACGGCACUUUGUGGCAUCAUACACACAAUUUUUGGUGGUCAACCUCUGCUGAUACUGGGCGUUGCUGAACCCACGGUUCUGAUGUAUACCUUCAUGUUUAACUUCGCCAAAGAUAGACAAGAUUUGGGACCAAAACUCUUUUUAGCUUGGACAGGAUGGGUUUGUGUAUGGACAGCAUUCUUGCUCUUCUUGUUGGCUAUAUUAGGGGCUUGCUCGAUCAUCAACAGGUUCACACGUGUUGCUGGUGAACUGUUUGGGUUGCUCAUUGCGAUGCUUUUCAUGCAGCAGGCUAUUCGUGGAGUUGUGGAUGAAUUUCGCAUUCCAAAGAGAGAGAAUCCUAAGCUCACUGAGUUUCAAGAUUCAUGGCGCUUUGGGAAUGGGAUGUUUGCCUUGGUUCUAUCCUUUGGCCUUCUUCUUACUGCAUUAAGGAGCCGCAAGGCACGGUCAUGGCGGUAUGGCACAGGUUGGUUACGAGGAUUCAUUGCAGACUAUGGAGUACCAUUAAUGGUACUCAUAUGGACCGCUGUAUCUUAUAUACCUGUACAUGAUGUCCCAACUGGCAUUCCUAGACGCCUUUUCAGCCCAAAUCCAUGGUCACCUGGGGCUUAUUCAAAUUGGACAGUAAUCAAGGAAAUGGUGAAUGUUCCACUUUUGUAUAUUAUUGGUGCAUUUAUCCCAGCAACCAUGAUUGCCGUGCUUUAUUACUUUGACCACAGUGUUGCAUCUCAACUAGCCCAACAGAAGGAAUUCAAUCUAAGAAAACCACCUUCUUUUCAUUAUGAUCUGCUUCUUUUGGGUUUCUUGGUCAUAUUAUGUGGCCUUUUGGGUAUUCCCCCUUCAAAUGGUGUUAUACCACAGUCUCCAAUGCACACAAAAAGUUUGGCUACUCUAAAACAUCAGCUGUUACGUAAUAAGCUCGUGGCAACUGCUAGAAAGAGCAUCAGUAAGAAUGAAAGCUUGGGACAACUGUAUGGGACUAUGCAAGAGGCUUAUCAUCAGAUGCAGACCCCUUUGGUUUAUCAGCCUCAAUCAGCUCCUGGACUAAGAGAGUUGAAAGAGUCAACUAUACAAUUGGCAUCGAGUAGUGGGAAUAUAGAUUCUCCUGUUGAUGAGUCAGUGUUUGAUGUAGAGAAGGAUAUUGAUGAUCUUCUACCAGUUGAGGUGAAAGAACAGCGCCUAAGCAACCUUUUGCAGUCUAUAAUGGUGGUUGGUUGUGUGGCUGCGAUGCCAUUGCUGAAGAAGAUUCCAACCUCUGUACUUUGGGGAUAUUUUGCUUUCAUGGCCAUUGAAAGCCUCCCAGGGAAUCAGUUUUGGGAGAGAAUUUUACUCCUUUUCACUGCUCCUAGUAGAAGAUACAAAGUGCUGGAGGAUACUCAUGCAUCAUUUGUGGAAACAGUUCCUUUCAAAACAAUUGCCACCUUCACCAUAUUUCAGACAGCUUACUUGCUCGUAUGUUUCGGCAUAACUUGGAUCCCUAUAGCUGGAGUUCUUUUCCCACUUUUGAUCAUGCUUCUAGUGCCUGUGAGGCAGUAUGUGCUACCAAAGUUCUUCAAAGGAGCACAUCUUCAAGACUUAGAUGCAGCAGAGUAUGAGGAAGCACCACCAUUGCCAUUCACUAUUGCUGACGAGAGUCACCAAGUGUUUGGAUCGGGCAUCAGAGGUGGUCAUGCAGAUGAUGCUGAAAUCUUAGAUGAUAUUAUUACCCGAAGUCGAGGUGAGAUCAGGCACACCCAUAGCCCGAAAUUAACGAGUUCGACUUCACUAGAAAAUGUGAGGUCCCCAUUUAGCCCUAAAUUCUCAGACAAGGCAUAUAGCCCACGUGUGAGUGAGCUCAGGCAGGAGUACAGCCCAAGGUCGGGCACAAAACACCCUGAGAUGAAGCAAACACCGAGCCCCAGGCCGUCUACUCUGGGACAGAGUUCUCGAAGUUCGCCUCAUAGCUAAUGCCUUGAAGCCCAGUUUAUACCACUCAAGGGUUCACAUAUGGAGCAAUCAAGUUGGCUAUCUAAAAUUGGUUAUUGAUCGUAUGUCAGUGAAUGUUCCUAUUCCUGUUCCUUCUUAUGUAUCUAAUCUUUUUUGACAUUGUAUUUUGUGUUACGUAACCCUCCCUGUCACCAUUGCUGUGAUGAGCAGAGCUGGAUAACUUUGUUGGUAUAUUGAAUUAAUGAAAGUCGAGCUUAAAAUA
Messenger RNA from Amborella trichopoda, 4226 nucleotides. RefSeq names its product putative boron transporter 2. Gene Ontology annotation, molecular function: solute:inorganic anion antiporter activity. The record is from RefSeq and is a predicted model, not a curated record. Gene Ontology annotation, biological process: monoatomic anion transport; monoatomic ion homeostasis; transmembrane transport. Gene Ontology annotation, cellular component: plasma membrane. NCBI's taxonomy places the organism in Eukaryota, Viridiplantae, Streptophyta, Magnoliopsida, Amborellales, Amborellaceae.